AUGGCAUUUGGAUUAGAGACAAUGCUGGAGAAAUCACAGACUCUGUUGGGGUCAGAUCACGCAUCGGUCGUGUCAAUGAACUUGUUCGUUGCUCUGCUUUGCGCUUGUAUCGUCCUCGGUCACUUACUCGAAGAGACUCGGUGGAUGAACGAAUCAAUCACUGCUCUUAUCAUCGGUUCAUGUACUGGAAUUGUGAUCUUGCUUAUAAGUGGAGGAAAGAGUUCAAGGAUUCUUGUGUUUAGUGAAGAUCUCUUCUUCAUUUAUCUUCUUCCACCUAUUAUAUUCAACGCAGGGUUUCAGGUUAAGAAGAAGCAAUUUUUCCGCAACUUCAUGACCAUUAUGUUAUUUGGUGCUAUUGGUACUCUUAUUUCAUUUGUUAUCAUUUCAUUAGGUGCUAUACAUUUUUUCGAGAAAAUGAAUAUUGGAGAUCUCACCAUUUCGGAUUAUCUAGCCAUUGGAGCAAUAUUCUCUGCUACGGAUUCUGUUUGCACCUUGCAAGUGCUUAAUCAAGAUGAGACACCUCUCUUGUAUAGUCUUGUCUUUGGAGAAGGUGUAGUGAACGAUGCUACAUCUGUCGUGCUUUUCAACGCGAUACAGAGAUUCGAUCUCACACACAUUAAUUCAACUAUAGCUUUGGAGUUUGCCGGAAACUUCUUUUAUCUCUUUAUCUUAAGCACAGCACUUGGUGUUGCAGCUGGAUUGCUUAGUGCUUACAUAAUCAAGAAACUCUAUUUCGGAAGGCAUUCUACUGAUCGUGAAGUUGCACUAAUGAUGUUAUUGGCUUACUUAUCAUACAUGUUGGCAGAGCUAUUUCAGUUAAGCUCUAUCUUGACUGUGUUCUUCUGUGGGAUUGUUAUGUCUCAUUACACAUGGCAUAAUGUUACAGAUAACUCAAAGGUUACUACAAAACACACUUUUGCUGCAAUGUCAUUUCUAGCUGAGAUCUUUAUCUUUCUUUACGUUGGAAUGGAUGCUCUCGAUAUCGAAAAAUGGGACGUUGUACGCAACAGUCCUGGUAAGUCGAUUGGAGUGAGUUCAAUACUUCUCGGGCUUGUUCUUCUGGGCCGUGCCGCAUUCGUGUUCCCUCUUUCGUUCUUGUCGAAUUUGACAAAGUCUUCACCGGAUGAGAAAAUCGAUUUCAAGAAACAAGUAACCAUUUGGUGGGCUGGUUUGAUGCGUGGUGCAGUGUCCAUGGCUCUUGCUUAUAAUCAGUUCACGACUUCAGGACAAACCAAGUUAUUUGGAAAUGCUAUCAUGAUCACCAGCACCAUCACUGUUGUUCUAUUCAGCACUGUGGUGUUUGGGUUGCUAACCAAACCGUUAGUAAAACACUUGCAACCUUCAGUAAAACGGUCUUCCACGACCGCGCUGCAAAUAUCACCGAGAUCUUCUUUCCACGAGCCGCUCCUCGUUAAUGGCGGUAGUAGCUACAUCCAAGGCCCAUCAGACUACGACAUUGAUCAUCCAAUCAGCUGUGGAAUGUUUUGGAACACUCCGUCUCGAGCCGUUCAUCAUUAUUGGAGGAAAUUCGAUAAUGCGGUUAUGCGUCGCAUAUUUGGCGGUCGAGGCGUUUCGCCCGUAGUUCCAGGUUCACCGAUUGAGCCUAGUGUUCCACAGUGGAGUGAACAAGUAGAGAACAAGGAUGCUGAACCUUGA
Messenger RNA from Arabis nemorensis, 1656 nucleotides. The record is from the annotation of a GenBank genome assembly. NCBI's taxonomy places the organism in Eukaryota, Viridiplantae, Streptophyta, Magnoliopsida, Brassicales, Brassicaceae.